Solanum dulcamara is the source of this 924-nucleotide messenger RNA. RefSeq lists its product as uncharacterized. The transcript is spliced from 2 exons. NCBI's taxonomy places the organism in Eukaryota, Viridiplantae, Streptophyta, Magnoliopsida, Solanales, Solanaceae. The record is from RefSeq and is a predicted model, not a curated record. The coding region runs from base 166 to 513 and encodes 115 amino acids.
UCAAAGUCGUGGACAUUCUGGUAAGAAUAGAAAUUCCAGUGGGGGCAGAGGGAAAGGCAAUUUUGGCGGUAGCUCAGAUAGUGGGGGAAAGGGCGGUGGCAACAACAACCGCAAUGGUGGCCAGUAGCAACCCCCCCUAAUCAGUGGACCUCUGGGCAGCAGUGGAUGCAGUGGCCAUGGAUGCAGUGGGCUGUACCCCCAUGUCCACUUCCUACUGGACAAUGGGCCAGGCCCAACAUGAAUUUCCGACAGCAGCACCAACAGCCACAUCCCGGUAUUCUUGGGCCCCGUCCUCAGCAGGCUUACUCGGCUACAACUCCUCCUCCAACUGAUAUUGAGGUUGCAAUGCACACCCUCGGUAUUACUCCUCCGGAUGCAAACUGGUACAUGGACACCGGCGCCACUUCUUAUAUGACAUCCGAACAAGGUAAUCUCACGUCUUAUUUUAAUUUGAGCAAUAAUCGUGGUAUAACUGUUGGAUUUACAGACGGGGAUGCGUCUAAUGAGAUGUGAGAGUUGGGGCGAGCUUUAUCCCAUCACCAAGCCACAUGUCUCUUCCCAUUCUACCGUUGCUGCUUUAGCUCCCUCCUUAUGGCAUGACCGUUUGGGCCACCCGGGAGCGCAUAUUUUGAGUUCUCUUAGGAAAAAUAAUUUUAUUGAAUGUAAUAAAUCUGGAAAUUCUAGUGUUUGUCAUUCAGGUCCUCUUGGGAAACAUAUUAAAUUGCCGUUUGUUACUUCAAAUUCUACUACUAUUAUGCCAUUUGAUAUUGUUCAUACUGAUCUUUGGACAUCACCUGUUUUGAGUUCUACUAGUCAUCGGUAUUAUAUAUUAUUGUUGGAUGAUUUUUCUAAAUUUUUAUGGACCUUUCCAUUAUCUAAAAAAUCCGAUACUUAUUCCACCAUAUUAAAUUUUAGAACAUUCAU